Morchella importuna is the source of this 750-nucleotide messenger RNA. RefSeq lists its product as uncharacterized. The record is from RefSeq and is a predicted model, not a curated record. Lineage: Eukaryota; Fungi; Ascomycota; Pezizomycetes; Pezizales; Morchellaceae. Bases 1 to 750 code for a protein of 249 amino acids. The transcript has a single exon.
AUGGACUCCCCGCGCCUACCACGUGCAGGAUCUUGGGACGGCAUGCCAGGUGCAGACCCAAACCUAGGUGCCUACUACCGUAAUGCUGCUGUAGCUGCCGGGAAACCCAAACCAACACAGCCAGCAGCACAAAAGGAGGGACAAGUUGACCUGAAAACCCUUGCUGCGUACUACGCAAACGCGAAACAAAAAACAGCACUUGAAAGGGUCAAGUAUGGGCGGAGUGACGAGUCCGAAACUGAAGCCUCGGAUGAAAGCGCCAGUGAAAUCAGUGCUAUUUCCUCGCAGCACUCGUACUACCGUGCACGUACCACCACCAUAAUAGCCCCAGAACCAGAUAACACACUAGCACUUUCACCGACAAACAGAGAACACACCACCAUAAUUGCUGGGCACAAGGUCUUCAUCAGCACGCUCCGCCGCUCCGCACCACAGGUUUUCCAUACCGCUCGACCACCACCCGCACCCACGCCACCACCGGCGGGUGGGGCAGCCUCUGCUGUUGGUGAUGAAGACGAAGAGGGACCACCAGAGGGUUCCGCUGAGAAUUGGUUUAGGGGCAUGAAGGAGCAGAUGGGGAAGGAUACGGGUGUAAAAGAGGGAUGGGCCGACGAGGAGGAUGAAGUGGUCGUCCCAGAGGGUAUACCGCCGCCCGCCCCGACGCCGCCCUUGGCGAGGGAGGAGGAGGAGAUACACCUAGAUAAUGGAUAUUACGGGAGUCCUAGGAUGCCAUAUGGGUAUCAGAGGUAG